AUGGCUAUCCUGGAUAUUCCGCCCAAGGAGGCUUCAGUAUGGCCUGUUACACUGGGCAUUCUGUCGUGGGUGUUUUGGUCGAACUUGACCAUUUUAUUCAAUAAAUGGGUGAUUGAGUCCACUGAAUUUAGAUACCCAAUCAUCCUAACAACAUGGCAUCUCGUCUUCGCAACCCUUGCUACUCAACUUCUCGCCCGAACCACCACCAUGCUCGACGGUCGCAAGAGAAUGCGUAUGGACGGCCGAACCUACGUCCGCAUGAUCAUCCCCAUCGGCAUUCUUUACAGCGGUAGUCUCGUCUGCAGCAACAUCGUCUACCUCUACCUGAAUGUUUCCUUUAUUCAAAUGCUCAAAGCCUGUGGCCCAAUAGUAACCCUCCUCACCAGCUGGGCCUGGCAUGUCAAAACCCCGUCGCUUGAAUCCUUCCUCAACAUCCUCCUCAUUGCCUUCAGUGUCGCCCUCGCCGUCGCCGGCGAAGUCCAAUUCUCCUGGCUCGGCGUCAUCUACCAACUCGCCAGUCUUGUCUUCGACGCCAACCGUCUUGUCAUGAUCCAGAUCCUGCUGUCAGACGAGGGCCAGAAAAUGGAUCCCCUGGUGACACUGUACUACUCUGCACCGGUGUGCGCUUUCACGAACUUUAUGAUCGCGUUUUAUACUGAGCUGCGCGGGUUCAGUUGGAGUGUGGUUGGGGAGACUGGGUUCGGGGUGUUGUUAGCGAAUGCCGCGGUGGGGUUUAUGUUGAAUGUGUCGAUUUUUGUUCUGAUUGGGAAGACAUCCGGUUUGACUAUGACGCUGGUCAGUGUGCCAAAGAACAUCCUAUUGAUUGUUUGUUCUGUGGUAAUUUGGGGCACGCAGAUCACUUCGCUUCAGAUGGUUGGAUAUGCGAUUGCGCUGUUUGGGUUGUUGUAUUAUUCUCUGGGGUGGACGACUAUUAGGAGGGCAUAUGAUUCUGGGUAUGUCAGGCUGGUUGGGAGACAAGUAGAGAGGGUGGAGAAAGAGGAGGAAAAUGUAUAG
This is a messenger RNA of Aspergillus tubingensis, 1014 nucleotides long. RefSeq lists its product as uncharacterized. The transcript has 6 exons. The record is from RefSeq and is a predicted model, not a curated record. Gene Ontology annotation, cellular component: trans-Golgi network; endosome; Golgi apparatus. The coding region runs from base 1 to 1014 and encodes 337 amino acids. Gene Ontology annotation, molecular function: antiporter activity. NCBI's taxonomy places the organism in Eukaryota, Fungi, Ascomycota, Eurotiomycetes, Eurotiales, Aspergillaceae.